AUGCGUUCCUUCCUCGGAGGAGUCGUCGCUCUGAGCUCCGUGCUCGGGGCUGCGGCCAGAAACUACAACUCGUCCGCCUACAGUGACUCCGCUAGCGGAAUCGACUUCCAACAAUGGUGCGACUCGUCCAGCGGAUUCUGUUUCGGUAUGGCCCUGCCUGAGGAUGCCGACACCGACUUCAUUGGUCAGCUCGUCGUCCCUCUCAGCGAUGGCAAGGGAUGGGGUGGAGUCAGUCUUUCCAGCUCCAUGACCCACGCCCUCCUGGUCGGUGCCUGGCCCAACGGCGACGGUGCUGUCGCAACCCUCCGUGAGACGACCUCCUACACCAACCCCGACGAGUACGACGGCGAUGCCAGCAUCGCGGAGAUCCCCAGCGGAACCUCCACUAACAGCACCCACUUCACCUACACCUUCCUCUGCAAGGGUUGCAUCGUUGGCGACCCCACCACCUUCAGCGCCGAUGACGAGAGCUACUUCCUGGGAUGGGCUCUCAGCAAGACCAGCCCUUCCACCCCGGCCUCCGCUUCCUCCGUCCUGAACUACCACGCCGCUGGUUUCGGUAGCUUCCGUAUGCUCCUGAACGACGCCAAGUCCUCCAAGUACUCCACCUGGGCCAGCAAGGCCAAGGCCAGCACCUCGACUGCUUCGCCCUCGGCCUCCGUCUCGAGCGCCGCUGUCAGCGGUACUCCUACCCCCAGCGUGGCCCCUACCGUGUCCAACACCACCUACGACUACAUCGUUGUCGGUGGUGGUGCCGCCGGUAUCAUCGCCGCCGAGCGUCUGGCCGAGACCAAGAAGAGCGUCCUGCUCAUUGAGCGUGGUGGCGCCCACACCGUCCAGCUCGGCAACACCGAGGGUGCCCUCUCGUGGAACAAGAGUCUGACUGCCUACGAUGUCCCCGCCCUGGGCAGCUCCCUGUCCUCGCUUGGUCUGCUCGACGACUACCUCUGCCCCGACACCGCUGGUAUGGCUGGUUGCGUUCUCGGCGGUGGUACCAUCGUCAACGCCCUUGCCUUCAUUCACCCCCAGGAGGCCGAUUUCGACGACAAGUGGCCCUCCGGCUGGAAGUGGGAGGAUGUCAAGGAGGCCUCCGAGCGUCUGUACGAGCGCAACCCCGGUAGCUUGCUGCCCUCCGCCGACGGCAAGCGUUACGACCAGGGCAUGUUCGCCACGCUCUCCUCUUUCCUGAAGGGAAUCGGCUACUCGCAGGUUAACCAGCAUGAGCAGCCCAACGAGAAGCACAACAAGUUCAGUUACCCCUCGUGGUCCGUUGCCAACGGUAUCCGCGCCGGUCCCGUCCGCUCUUACCUCCCUCUCGCCCAGGACCUCGACAACUUCUCGCUGAGCCUGCACACCAAGGUUAACCGCCUGAUCCGCCGCGGUGGCCGUGUCACUGGUGUUGAGGUCGAGACCGCCUCCGGCGGCGCCGAGAUCAUCAACGUCCGCGCUGGCGGUAAGGUUGUUCUCGCUGCCGGUGCCCUGUCCACCCCCCGCAUCCUGUUCAACUCCGGCAUCGGUCCCGCCGAGCAGAUCCAGAACGUCAAGAAGGGCUCUACCGGUGUCACCGUUCCCCCCCAGGCCGACUGGAUCAACCUGCCCGUCGGUGAGAACCUGAAGGAUCACCCCAUGUUCACGGUCACCGUCAACACCAACAGCAACUUCACCGCCUUCAACACCUCCAGCGUCAUCCCCGGCCCUGCUACCUUCGUCGAGAACCUGUACAAGCAUGCCUCUGGUGUUUUGUCGCAGGGUGGCCACCGUCUCCAGUUCUGGACCUCCAACAAGGGCUCCGAUGGCGUGACCCGUUUCUACCAGGCCUCCUGCAGCACCAGCGCUGACGGCACCAUCACCAUGAAGCUGUACCUCACCCACGGUGCCACCUCUUCCGGUGUCCUGGGUAUCAGCUCCUCCGGUUCCACCGUCAUCGAGACCGACCCCUGGUUGCAGACCGAUGCCGACAAGAAGGCCGUCACCGAGUUCCUCCAGGGCCUGAUCGACGACAUGAAGUCCGCCGGCAAGGGCUUCAGCAUCUCGGGCGUCAGCUCCGCCAGCGACAUCAUCUCCAAGAAGACCUCGGGUGACCACUUCGUCGGUACCGCCAAGAUGGGCACCGACGACGGCCGCCGCGACAACGGUACCUCGGUCGUCGACCUUGACACCAAGGUCUACGGUACCGAGAACCUGUUCGUCGUCGACGCCAGUAUCCACCCCGACCUGCCCACCGGUAACACCCAGGCCAUCGUCAUGAUCGCCGCCGAGGCCGCCGUUCCAAAGAUCGUCGCCGCCAAGGGCCUGACUGGCUCCGCUGCUUCCUCCAGCGUUGUUGUCUCCGCCCCCGCCGAGCAGACCGCUGUCGCCAGCGUCUCCAAGGCCACCACCGACGCUACCGUUGAGGCCACUACCACCGAGGCUGGCUCCGCCGCCGCCACCGGCUCUGGCUCCAACUCCGGCUCCAACAACAACGGCAGCGGCAACCAGCAGGCCGGCUCUGCCACCGCUCCCGCCGUCACCCAGGCUGCCACCACCGCCGCCGCGGGUAACGGUAACGGCCAGGCCGCCGUCCCUCACACUACCACCACCACCAACGAGGCUGGUGAGCUGGUCGUCGUGACCACUACCAAGUUGGUCGUUGUUACCAGCACCACUACCAUCACCGUCAUGCCCACUUUUGCGUAG
Molecule: messenger RNA, 2676 nt
Organism: Aspergillus melleus
Lineage: Eukaryota; Fungi; Ascomycota; Eurotiomycetes; Eurotiales; Aspergillaceae
Product: putative cellobiose dehydrogenase
Exons: 1
Coding region: 1-2676 (891 amino acids)
Molecular function (GO): oxidoreductase activity, acting on CH-OH group of donors; flavin adenine dinucleotide binding
Source: RefSeq, a predicted model, not a curated record